AUUAAAAACUCGCCCGAUUUUGACACUUGGAUAGUUUUGUUGUGAAAUAUCAAAUCAUAUUCCGAUAGCGAAACACAAGCCCAACCAUGCUGAGACAAGUAUCGUCGAUGCGACGCCUGAUGUCACCGCGCCGGUGGCUUUCGUCUACACCGGCUCCGAAGAUUAAUCCGGCUGUUCUUGCCAACAUAAGGGCAUCGGAUCGCUACAAACCCGGCGAUCGGUAUAAUGGUUUCAUCUGUACUCGGGCCCAAUACAUUGCCGACUUCAACAUGACCGCUUACAUGUUCCGACACGAGAAAACUGGUCUACAGUAUCUGCACGUGGACCGGCAGGAUACGAACAACGUGUUUUCGAUUAACUUCCGCACGACGCCGUUCGAUUCGACCGGCUUACCGCACAUUCUCGAGCACACUGUGCUGUGCGGAUCGCAAAAGUUUCCGGUGCGCGACCCGUUCUUCAAAAUGCUGAACCGGAGUUUGGCCACGUUUAUGAACGCGAUGACCGGGCCGGAUUACACGCUUUACCCGUUCAGUUCGACGAACGAAAUCGACUACCGUAAUCUGCAGACGAUCUACAUGGAUGCCGCUUUCCGACCCAAUCUAAAGUAUCUGGAUUUUCUGCAGGAAGGUUGGCGCCUGGAGCACAGUGAGCUGCAGGAUUGCAAAUCCGAAUAUGUGUUCAAAGGUGUAGUAUACAAUGAAAUGAAGGGCGUUUUUGCAGAAAAUUCUGCUGUCUUUGGACAGCAGUUUUUUAACAAAAUGCUUCCCGAUCAUACGUACGGUUAUGUAUCUGGCGGUGACCCAUUGGAAAUACUGUCACUACGGCAUGAGGAUUUGGUUAACUUUCACCAGAGAUACUACCAUCCGAGCAACGCACGAAUCUUCAGCUACGGUUGCUUCGAUCUCGAUCGUACGAUGGCCUUUGUGGAUGGGCAGUACCUCAGCGACUAUGAGCCCAUCGACACACGGUACAGCAUUAUCCCGUCGCAAGCGCGAUGGAAAACGGCCAGAAAAGACCACAUCUCCAGUCGCUACGAUAACAUGGGAGCACCGAUCGAGCGACAGAACCAGAUUGCAAUCGGUUACCUGAUGGCCGAAAUAACAGAUGUCUAUGAAACCUUCCUAAUGCACAUCCUGUCCGAGCUGCUUGUGAAGGGUCCGAACUCGUACUUCUACAAAAGUUUAAUCGAACCGAAUCUGUCUGGCGGCUAUAACCAGUUAACCGGGUAUGAUGCGCACAUUCGCGACACGAUGUUCGUCGUAGGCCUGCAGGAUCUGCCAGCAAGUGAGUUCGAAUAUGUUGAAAAAAUAUUUGACCGCACUGUGGACCAGGUGAUCGAGAAUGGGUUUGAACGGGCGCACAUUGAGAGCGUUCUACACAACAUCGAGCUAACGAUGAAGCACCAGACGACUCGGUUCGGGUUGGGGCUUCUUUUCAACCUGACACCGCUGUGGAAUCAUGACGGCGAUCUAAUCCAGGCAAUGAACGUUAGCGAAGCAGUACGCACAUUGCGCCAAAAUAUUGACGCCAACCCGAAAUACCUACAGCACAAGGUCGAGUACUAUUUUCGCAACAACCGGCAUCGUCUAACGAUGACAAUGUCACCGGAUGCAGGGUACGAUAAACGCUUCCUCGAGUCGGAACGCAGAAUUUUUAACCAAAAGGUGGCAAAACUCAACGAAUCCGAUCGAGAGCGCAUCUACCGUGAGGGAUUGGAGCUUUCGGAGGAGCAAAAAUCGGUUCCAAACGCGGAGAUAUUACCGUGUCUGCGGUUACACGAAAUAAACGCCAAAACGGUCUUGGAAGCGCCAAUUGAGCAGCGAUUAGUCGCCAAUGUGCCUACACAACUCUGUCGCGUCGAUACGAACGGAAUCGUUUACUUCCGGGGCGUGCUGGACGUGGGUGGCUUGACCGAGGAACAAAAGCUGCUUUUGCCCCUCUUCAACGCGAUCGUUACACAGUUCGGUACGGAACAACACAAUUACCGUGUGUUCGAUCAGCUGAUCAGCUCUAAGACGGCAGGAAUCGGAUUUAGCACGCAUGUGGUACAGAGCGUGGACAGUACCGAGCAGUACGAGUUUGGGCUUUACUUUGGCACGUACGCCCUGGACCAAAACGUGGCCGAUAUGUUUGAAAUUUGUCGGCAAAUUUUCAACGAACUCCAGCUCACCGAUGUGUCACGGUUUGAAAUGCUUCUCGAGAACUACCUUUCGGAGUUGUCGGUCGGAAUCGCACAAUCCGGUCAUUUGUACGCGAUGCAGAAUGCUAACGGUCUCGUCACUGAAUCCGGUCGACUUCGGGAACGCUUGUCAGGAAUCGAGCAUUUAGCGUUCAUGAAGGAAUUCACGCAGCGUCACACGCCGGCAGAAAUUCUGGAAAAAUGCCGCUCCAUCACCCAAUUGUUUUCCGGAGCCGGGUUACGGUGUGCUCUCAACUAUACGCCAAGCUCGGAAGAGCUGGCGUUGGCCAAGUACGAAUCGUUUAUUGCCAGUGUACCCCUCCGAAGUACGGCGCGUGUUUGGAACUGUUCACAACCUCUACCUGGUACCAACCCAAAUACCGUGCAAUGCCGUCACACGGUCAUGAAUAUUCCGGUAAACUAUUGCGCCAAAUCGCUCCUCACCGUACCGUACACCGAUCGACAUUACGCUCCGCUCAAGGUGUUGGCCAAAUACCUUUCGGCCAAAUAUCUGCUGCCAGUGGUCCGUGAACAGAAUGGAGCCUACGGAGCCGGUGCGAAGAUUGCCAGUGAUGGAUUGUUUGGUUUCUUCAGCUAUCGCGAUCCGAACGCCCGCACCACACUUGAUGUGUUCGAUGAGGCUUACGGAUGGAACGUGGCCAAACUGCCGAAACUGGAUGAGCAAACACUGUUCGAGGCGAAGCUUGGUGUACUGCAGCAGCUUGACGUGCCGAUAGCUCCUCUGGAGCAGGGCAUGGACCUUUUCCGGCAGGGGAUCAGCGACGAACUGUUCGCUCAACAUCGACAGGCCGUACUAGAAGUCAGCAAAGAGCAGUUGCUAGAAGUAAACGAACGUUUUCUCCGGCCUGGUGCACCGUCCGUUACUGUUGGAAAGUCUGUGCUCGGACCGGAAAACGGCUCGCUGCCGAAGGAAGGGGAAUCGUGGACGACUUUCGCUUUGUAGAAAUGUUAGGUCUGUAGUUGUUGGUUGUUGUUGAAUAAAACUCGAAGAAGUUUCGAAGAGUAAAGAUAUGUCUGGUAGAACCAAAUUCAGAAAGAGCAGAUAUUUACAUACAUAGGAUAACAUUUAUUGGUCGAAAAAAGACGUUUAUCGGAUACGGUAUUGCUCACCUUGGAUAGCAGCAUUAGAGUAGAAGAAAAAUGUCUAAAU
This is a messenger RNA of Anopheles cruzii, 3350 nucleotides long. RefSeq names its product presequence protease, mitochondrial. Gene Ontology annotation, cellular component: mitochondrial matrix. Lineage: Eukaryota; Metazoa; Arthropoda; Insecta; Diptera; Culicidae. Gene Ontology annotation, biological process: protein processing. Gene Ontology annotation, molecular function: metal ion binding. The coding region runs from base 87 to 3143 and encodes 1018 amino acids. The record is from RefSeq and is a predicted model, not a curated record. The transcript is spliced from 2 exons.